Molecule: messenger RNA, 2747 nt
Organism: Equus quagga
Lineage: Eukaryota; Metazoa; Chordata; Mammalia; Perissodactyla; Equidae
Gene: TBCC
Product: tubulin folding cofactor C
Exons: 1
Coding region: 20-1057 (345 amino acids)
Biological process (GO): tubulin complex assembly; post-chaperonin tubulin folding pathway
Cellular component (GO): cytoplasm
Molecular function (GO): tubulin binding
Source: RefSeq, a predicted model, not a curated record
GGGGAAGCUGGAAGGCAAGAUGGAGGCUGGUAGUUGCUCCGCGGUCGGUGUUGGGAACGGGGACGUGGGGUCCCAGCGGAACCGAGGCCUGGUACCCGAGCGGCUUCAGAGACGAGAACAAGAGCGGCAGCUGGAGGUGGAAAGACGGAAGCAAAAGCGGCAGGACCAGGAGGUGGAGGGGGAGACGAGCGACUUUUUCGCCGCCGCCUUCGCCCGGGAGCGGGCGGCCGUGGAGGAGCUUCUGGAGGGCGGGGAGUCCAGCGAGCGCCUGGAAGAGGCGGCCGCUCGGCUCCAGGGACUGCAGAAACUUCUCAACGACUCGGUUUUAUUCCUGGCCGCCUACGACCUGCGGCAGGGACAAGAGGCGCUGGCGCGGCUGCAGGCGGCCCUGGGCGAGCGGCGCCAGGAGCUGCAGCCCAAGAAGCGUUUCGCUUUCAAGACCCGGAGGAAGGAUGCUGCUCCGGCCGCCGAAGUAAACACGGCUGCUGGCGCCCCGGCGGCGAAAGGCAGCCGGGCCUCCCCGCCGCCCGUGAAGGAGGAGGGAGGCUUCGGCUCCAGCUACGUCUGCGGCUUCUCCAACGUGGAGUCGCAAGUGUUGGAGAAGAGAGCGGAGGAACUGCACCAGCGCGACGUCCUUCUGACCGGACUGAGCAACUGCACCAUCAAACUAUAUGGCAAUCCCAACACCCUGCGGCUGACCAAAGCCCGCCGCUGCACGGUGCUCUGCGGCCCGGUGUCCACCUCCGUGUUCCUGGAGGACUGCAGUGAGUGCGUGCUGGCCGUGGCCUGCCAACAGCUCCGCGUACACACUACGAGGGACACCCGGGUCUUCCUGCAGGUGACCAGCAGGGCCAUCGUAGAGGACUGCAGUGGGAUCCAGUUCGCCCCUUACACCUGGAGCUACCCGGGGAUCGACGAGCAUUUCGAGGGCUCUGGUUUAGAUAGGAGCAAAAAUAACUGGAAAGACGUUGACGAUUUCAACUGGCUGUCCCGGGACGAGGCCUCCCCGAACUGGAGUAUUCUUCCUGAAGAAGAGCGAAUGGUCCAGUGGGACUAAGCACUUGUCACGCUGUUCUCCAGUCCUGCCAGAUGCUUCCUGUUUUGGACUGACUCCACCUAAUGGGACCCCAAAGUUAACUUAUUGAGUCACACUGUUUGUUUUCAGUAUUCUAAAACUUGAGAUUGUGAUAGGCUUCUACUUGUGAUUUCCGUUAAAUUCAUGACAGAUGUAACACUUUAAAGCAUUUUUGUUAUUUUGGUAACGUCUGGGAGCUUUUAUUUGACUCUGAUAGUUUAAAGCAAUAAGGGGAAGAGCGUGGCUAUGUGCUCUCGUUUAUAAUGAUUUGUGGUAUUUAAAACAUUGCACGAUAAAGUAGGCCUUCAAUAAAUGUUUAUUUAGUAAAUGAAUUCAAGAGGGCUCUAGGAGCCAGUUAAUUGGAAGUAUGCUAUCAAAUCUAUGCAAAGUACCAUUAAUUAAGAGCCUUUUUGACUUGAAGGUUUGACUUCCCAUGUAUUUCUCAGCAGGGCGCUGGAAGGACUCCUUUUUGGUCUUCAGCUUCCUUGCGUUAGCUUGGGCUUCUAGAAUCCAGCUGCUUAUCCACUCCAGGAGGCUCAUGAGUCUUACCACUGUAAAGCCAAAGUAAUUGUGUAGUUACCAAUUUUUUGUGCAUUUGAAACGUCCUAGACGUGGUUCUAAACACUCAUAUAAACUUAUUAAGUCCUCAAAAUCUUAGGAGGUAGGUUUCGUUACCACCAUUUUUCAAGUGAGGAAACAGGUGAGUAGGUUGCCCAAUGUCACACAAGUCCACUGGUGGAUGGGAUUUGAAACCCGGUGGUCUGGCUCCAGAGCCCACCUUCUUAACCACUACAAGAUAGUGAUUUUGAAUAGUGUUAGUUGAGUUGGAAAGAAAGCUUCCAAAAUCAUUUAAGAGAGCAAAUUGCUUUUCUUAAAUUCUCAGGCGUAAUUAUGCUACAUGUUUGCCUAUGAAAAGAAUUGAGACAGACAUCUAGCUGAGUCUUAAUUUUUCUAUUCAUUUUGCUAUAAUUUGGUACUGUUAACUCAUUUGGCUUUUUGCUCUAUACACUACUAUCCGUUAUUCUUAAAUGUAAAGUUGUAAGUGUUUCAAAAAGCUUUUUUGGUCUAGUGGCCUUGUAACUGCAGACAUACUUAUUAAUAAUUACCACAAAUAUUAAGAUGCUUGAAGUGCCUGAAUUAUAUGUUUAAUAUUUACAUGUUCUAUUUUGCUCCAAAAAAGGAUUUAAAGUGGCCUCUAGGGUAUGUGAAAUGUAACAAGAUAACAAGAAUGAGAAGGAGGAAUAAGGGUAGAGUCACAAAUUGGAGGCAGAAAUGAGGCCAAUAAAAAAAUGUAGCCUGCCAAGCUCUAUUCCUUAGCUGGCGGUGAAUCCAGAUUUUUUUUCCCUCAACUGUUAGCUGACUUGAAAAAGGAUCCUAGUUAAUUUCACAAUUUGCAAUGUCCUUAAAAAAGAAGGAAAAAAAUCAGUUGCUUAGGAGAAUUCAUCCUGAUAAAUAAAAAGAGACAACACGUAAUGAAAUUCUCAACCAUGUCUUCACAUUAGAAACUAUGACCCGCAUUGUAAGGCUAUGCCCCUAAAGACUGAUAGGUUAACACCAGUGCACUUCAGGAAAAACCAUGCGCUCAUGGACUUGUAAUCCAUUUUUGUGGACUGACCACUUUUACAGGAAAGUUAACUAAUCACAUCUACAAAAAUAAAUUCUCUUGAACCUG